Clarias gariepinus (North African catfish) is the source of this 2352-nucleotide messenger RNA. RefSeq names its product solute carrier family 34 member 2a (gene slc34a2a). Lineage: Eukaryota; Metazoa; Chordata; Actinopteri; Siluriformes; Clariidae. Gene Ontology annotation, molecular function: sodium:phosphate symporter activity. The transcript has 13 exons. The record is from RefSeq and is a predicted model, not a curated record. Bases 121 to 2031 code for a protein of 636 amino acids. Gene Ontology annotation, cellular component: brush border; apical plasma membrane; vesicle. Gene Ontology annotation, biological process: sodium-dependent phosphate transport; intracellular phosphate ion homeostasis.
UGUGUGUGUGUGUGUGUGUGAAGCUCUCAUCUCUCACACACACUCAUUGUGGAUAUACACCGGAAUUCCAGGCAUCUUCAGCACUUUCAGACAAGUGACAUCCUACCACGCGCUUGAAAAAUGGUGGCACCGUUUCGAGAUUUCAAGGAAACUCCACUUGAGGAGCUAUCAGAUGGAUUAUAUGGUGUGAAGGACAGAUCUGCGUGCCUUCCUCCAUCUAUCUCCACCACGGCUCUGAUCAGUGAGGACGUGAAGACAGAUGAAGAUGUCUGGGACGUGGCUGAUGUACAGGACACGGGACCCUCCUGGGCAGAUCUGGAGUGGAAAGCGAAAGUGUUUCGCGUCUUGGUGUCGGUGGGGAAGUUGGUGCUGCUUUUGGGUUUGCUCUACACCUUUGUCUGCUCUCUGGACAUCCUAAGCUCCGCGUUCCAGCUUGUUGGAGGAAAGGCAGCUGGAGACAUCUUCCAGGAGAACCAGGUGUUGUCGAACCCGCUGGCCGGCCUGGUGAUCGGCGUCCUCGUCACGCUGCUCGUCCAGAGCUCCAGCACCUCCUCAUCCAUCGUGGUCAGCAUGGUGUCCUCUGGAUUGCUUCAGGUCUCCACGGCCGUCCCGAUCAUCAUGGGGACCAACAUCGGGACGUCGGUGACCAACACAGUGGUGGCCAUGACACAGGCUGGGGACCGGAACACUUUCCGCAGGGCGUUUGCCGGAGCAACUGUACAUGAUUUCUUUAAUUGGCUGUCGGUGUUGGUGCUGCUGCCCCUGGAGGUGGUGACUGGUUACCUGUACCGCCUGACCGAGCUCAUUGUCUCAUCCUUCCACAUCGAGAGCGGAGACAGUGCCCCUGCCCUUCUCAACGUCAUCACUGAUCCACUUACACACUCCAUCAUUGAGUUGGACGAGUCGGUCCUCAGCGGAAUCGCCACUGGUGAUCCAGAUGCCAGGAAUAAGAGUCUCAUCAAGAUGUGGUGUCGAACAUCUACAAACACAUCUCUGCAGAACGUAACUAUAUUGAACUGCACCGGCGACUGCUGCUGGGAGUGGAGGAACAUCUCUCAAACCAUAAACAUUCAGAAAUGUGCUCAUAUUUUCGUGGACACGACUCUGCCGGACCUGGCUGUGGGACUGAUCCUCCUCGCUGGAUCUCUCCUGGUGCUCUGUACCUGCCUCAUCCUCAUUGUCAAACUACUUAACUCCAUGCUAAGGGGUCAGGUGGCCUCCAUCAUCAAGAAGGUCAUCAACACAGAUUUUCCAUUUCCCUUCGAAUGGUUGACUGGUUACCUUGCCAUUCUGGUGGGAGCGGGAAUGACCUUCAUUGUACAGAGCAGCUCAGUUUUCACCUCCGCCAUCACACCUCUCGUGGGUCUUGGGAUGAUUAGCAUUGAGAGAGCGUACCCACUGUCUCUGGGUUCAAACAUUGGCACAACGUCUACAGCAGUACUAGCGGCUCUAGCAAGUCCGGGAGAAACGCUGACUAACUCCCUGCAGAUCGCUCUGGUCCAUCUGUUCUUCAAUGUCUCGGGCAUCGUCCUGUGGUACGUCCUGCCGUUCAUGCGCAUCCCCAUCGUCAUGGCAAAGUCUCUGGGUGAUGUGACUGCCCAGUAUCGCUGGUUCGCAGUGUUCUACAUCCUGUUCUGCUUCUUCUUCAUCCCUCUCCUGGUGUUCGGUCUGUCUCUCGCCGGCCUGCCCGCUCUCCUCGCCGUCCUCGUCCCUGUAGUGCUUCUCAUCGUCUCUGUCCUCGCUAUCAACUUUCUGCAGUCGCGCUUUCCAGAGAGACUUCCUUCAUGUCUGCGCUCGUGGGACUUCCUGCCUCUGUGGGCUCGGUCGCUUGAACCCUGGGACAGAAAAAUCACAGCCAUGACCGCGUGCUGCUGCGGGUGCUGCAAAUGCUGCCAGGUUGCCAGGGACGACGAGGAGGCGGAGCCAAUUAGGUGCAUGGAAAUACAUGAUAACCCAGCUCUGUUGGAUGGGAGUAAAGAAAGUGUGAAUGUCCCGUCUGCUACAGUUAUUCUUAAAGUGACAGCGUUAUAAAAUGGUUAUUACUGUAUUAUUACUUAUUUAUAACACAUGUAUUAUAUAGUUAUUACAACAGAAUUAGAGUAUAAUGGAAUAUUGUCAUUACAGCAUAUCAGACUUGACUGGAUCAACUACUAAGAGCAAAAAUACUAAUUUAUGAAUGAUAUUUAUAUUUUAUAGGCUUUAUAUAUCUAUAAUCUAUCAGGAAAAUCCUAUUUUGCAAAUGGUAAACUUCUACAGUGUGAUUUAUAGACAUGCAGGAAGUUUUAUGUUAAAAUCAGAUGUUUAAUAAUGACAUCAGUGCUGAGACUCUGAAUAAACCGGACAGAUUUUAAA